CCACCAAUCUCUCCAGCGGCGGCGAGCAUGUUAUCACCAAGAAUGUUGCGGCCGAGCGUUUUGAGAAGCUUGCAAGGAUGCGCUGUGCGCAGAAGCUUCGCCACUUCGGCAGCACUGCAGAAAGACAUCAAUCACAUGACAGUCUUUGGAGCCGGUCUCAUGGGCGCCGGUAUCGUCCAGGUCGCAGCUCAAAACGGCAUCAAGGUCGUCAUGACGGAUGUCUCGGACAAGGCGCUCGAGAACGGCAAGAAGAUCAUCACAAAAUCACUCACGAGGAUAGCAAGGAAAGCGCACCCUGAAGACGAGGCAGCCCAAAAGUCGUUGAUCGACAAAGUCUUUGAGAACAUCAGCACGAGCACAAGCCCAGACGAAGCAGUCAAGUCGUCCGAUCUCGUUCUCGAAGCCAUCGUAGAGAACAUCAAGGUCAAGCAAGAGCUGUUCAGCAAGCUUGACAAGUCGGCGCCAAAGGAUGCCAUCUUUGCAAGCAACACGUCCAGUCUGAGCAUCACUGACAUUGCACAAUCGACCGAGCCAAGCCGACAGUGGAUAGGCUGGCAUUGGUUCAACCCGCCGCCUCAGAUGAAGCUCGUCGAGAUCAUCAAGACGGAGAAGACCAGCGAGGAGACAUAUCGAGCUCUCGCUGAUCUCAGUAAGCGCAUGAAGAAGACUGCCGUCUCCUGCAAAGAUACGCCAGGCUUUAUUGUGAAUCGAUUGCUCGUGCCUUAUAUGCUCGAGGCGGUCCGCAUGGUCGAGCGAGGCGAGGCCUCGGCAGAGGACGUUGAUGUCGCUAUGAAGCUUGGCGCAGGCUAUCCGAUGGGCCCCUUCGAACUCUCAGACUUUGUCGGUCUAGACACACUGUCGCACAUAUCACGAGGCUGGCGAGACUCGCGCGUUGAGACGGGCGAGAUCAGCGCAGAGGCGGUCAAGGAAAGUCCCCUUCUCGAGCAGCUCGUCAAGGAGAACAAACUUGGUCGCAAAACAGGCGAAGGGUUCCGCAAGUACGAUUAGAUCGCGCUUCCAAUGCAUAGACAGUCGAUCACCGUCUCCGUCCUGCUUUUGAUGCUUUGGUGCUUGCCUUGGUCUCGGCAGCAGCAUGGCCGGUGUCAUUGAUGUGCGAAAAGAGCUUGC
Molecule: messenger RNA, 1128 nt
Organism: Mixia osmundae IAM 14324
Lineage: Eukaryota; Fungi; Basidiomycota; Mixiomycetes; Mixiales; Mixiaceae
Exons: 6
Coding region: 28-1008 (326 amino acids)
Biological process (GO): fatty acid beta-oxidation
Cellular component (GO): mitochondrion
Molecular function (GO): (3S)-3-hydroxyacyl-CoA dehydrogenase (NAD+) activity; NAD+ binding
Source: RefSeq, a predicted model, not a curated record